AUGUUCAAGUGUGCGAGUCGCAUUCUGUUGGCCGUCAAGACGAUCUCCAUCAACCCGCAGAAGCCUUAUAAACUACACACUGCCGGCCGUGAUGACCUUCCUCCUGUUCCGACCACUGCUACCUACGACACGGAGCAAAUGAAGAAGGGCCUUGAAAUGAUGUUUCGUAUUCGUCGUAUGGAAUCACUCUGUGACCAGUCGUACAAGCUCAAGAAGAUUCGUGGCUUCUGCCACCUGUACAUUGGCCAGGAGGCCAUUCCCGUUGGUAUGGAGAACAUUCUCACCCUGGACGAUCUCAUUGUCACGGCAUACCGUGACCAUGCGUGGUACCUUGCUCGGGGUGGGACACCGGGGGAGGUUUUUGCCGAGAUGUUUGGCAAAGAAGGUGGUUGCUCUAAGGGAAAAGGCGGCAGCAUGCACAUGUAUUCGGUAAAGAAUAACUUUUAUGGGGGUAACGGUAUUGUGGGUGCGCAGGUGCCAAUUGGUGCCGGCCUUGGAUGGCGCUUUGCCCUUGAGAACCGUGAUAAGCCACGCAACGUGGCGGUCACCUUCUACGGUGACGGCGCCGCGAAUCAGGGCCAGGUGUUUGAAGCCAUGAACAUUGCCGCACUGCAGCGCAUUCCUGUCAUCUUCUGCUGCGAAAACAAUCAAUUUGGUAUGGGUACAAGCAAAGAGCGUGCGGCGUACCAGCCGGAGAUGUACCGCCGCGGUGACUACAUUCCUGGUCUGAGGGUAGAUGGCAUGGAUGUACUCGCAGUGCAGGAGGGCACUCGGUGGGCGAAGGAGUGGUGUCUCUCUGGAAAGGGGCCUGUUGUGCUUGAGUUUGACUGCUACCGCUACGUUGGGCACUCCAUGAGUGACCCCGACAGCCAGUACCGCACAAAGAGCGACAUCCAGCGGGUGCGUAAAACGCGUGACUGCAUACACAAGAUGAAGGAGUUCAUGCUUGCCGAGGGAAUCAUGACGGAAGAGGCGAUGGUGAAACUCGAGAAGGAAAUCAAGAAGGAGGUUGACCAGCAGCUGCUGCCGGCGGAGAAGCAGAAGCCGACGCCGCUUAGCGAGCUAUUCACUGACAUUUACACUGGAGAGCAGUACGAGCAUCGCACGACGCAGGGCACAGUCUAUGCCAAGCCUUGA
This is a messenger RNA of Trypanosoma conorhini, 1137 nucleotides long. RefSeq names its product putative pyruvate dehydrogenase E1 component alpha subunit. Gene Ontology annotation, cellular component: intracellular membrane-bounded organelle. Gene Ontology annotation, molecular function: pyruvate dehydrogenase (acetyl-transferring) activity. Bases 1 to 1137 code for a protein of 378 amino acids. The record is from RefSeq and is a predicted model, not a curated record. Gene Ontology annotation, biological process: pyruvate decarboxylation to acetyl-CoA. NCBI's taxonomy places the organism in Eukaryota, Euglenozoa, Kinetoplastea, Trypanosomatida, Trypanosomatidae. The transcript has a single exon.